AUGAACGUAGAAGGUGUUUUUUACGUUAACAGCACGUUAGAAAAACUCAUGUUAGACGAACUAAGAAAUUCUUGUCGACCUGGAAUGACUGGAGGGUUCUUGCCCGGAGUGAAACAAAUUGCUAAUGUAGCGGCGUUACCGGGGAUUGUUGGUCGAUCUGUUGGAUUACCAGAUGUUCAUUCUGGAUAUGGUUUUGCUAUAGGAAAUAUGGCAGCUUUUGAUAUUUCAAACAGUGACUCCAUUGUGUCACCUGGUGGUGUUGGGUUUGAUAUUAAUUGUGGGGUUCGGCUUUUAAGAACAAAUUUACAUGAAAAAGACGUAGUCCCCAUCAAGGAACAAUUAGCACAAAGCUUAUUUGAUCACAUUCCUGUGGGUGUGGGAUCUAAGGGUAUUAUUCCUAUGAAUGCUCGAGAUAUGGAAGAGGCCUUAGAAAUGGGCAUGGAUUGGUCACUCAGGGAAGGUUAUGUGUGGGCAGAAGAUAAGGAGCACUGUGAAGAAUAUGGUAGAAUGUUAAAUGCUGAUCCCUCAAAAGUAAGCCUUAGAGCCAAGAAAAGGGGUUUGCCACAACUUGGCACUUUAGGUGCUGGUAACCACUAUGCUGAAAUUCAGGUAGUUGAUGAGAUAUAUGACAAAUUUGCAGCUGGGAAAAUGGGUCUUGAACGAUUAGGUCAAGUAUGUGUCAUGAUACAUUCAGGAAGUAGAGGUUUUGGACAUCAAGUUGCAACUGAUGCAUUAGUGCAAAUGGAGAAAGCAAUGAAAAGAGAUCAAAUCGAAGUUAAUGAUCGGCAGUUAGCUUGUGCUAGAAUCCAUUCUAAAGAAGGUCAAGAUUAUUUAAAAGCUAUGGCUGCAGCUGCAAAUUUUGCCUGGGUCAACCGCAGCUCUAUGACUUUCUUAACGCGUCAGGCUUUUGCAAAACAAUUUAAAAUGGCCCCAGAUGACUUAGACAUGCAUGUUAUAUAUGAUGUUUCACAUAAUAUUGCAAAAGUAGAAGAACAUGUUGUUGAUGGUUCUCUUAAAACUCUUUUAGUACAUAGAAAGGGAUCUACAAGAGCUUUUCCCCCACAUCAUCCACUAAUUCCAGUUGACUAUCAACUGACUGGACAACCAGUACUAAUAGGUGGUUCUAUGGGAACUUGUAGCUAUGUACUAACUGGGACUCAUCAAGGCAUGACUGAAACAUUUGGUUCUACUUGCCAUGGAGCUGGUCGUGCAUUGUCUCGGGCAAAAUCAAGACGGAAUAUAGACUAUAAGGAUGUACUUGGUAAAUUAGAGGAAAUGGGAAUUUCAAUAAGAGUUGCAUCACCAAAACUAGUUAUGGAAGAGGCUCCUGAGUCCUAUAAAAAUGUUACCGAUGUUGUUAAUACAUGCCAUGCUGCUGGAAUAAGUAAAAAGACUGUGAAAUUACGGCCAAUUGCCGUGAUUAAAGGAUAA
This is a messenger RNA of Leptosia nina, 1431 nucleotides long. Lineage: Eukaryota; Metazoa; Arthropoda; Insecta; Lepidoptera; Pieridae. The record is from the annotation of a GenBank genome assembly.